This is a messenger RNA of Nannizzia gypsea CBS 118893, 987 nucleotides long. RefSeq lists its product as hypothetical. Lineage: Eukaryota; Fungi; Ascomycota; Eurotiomycetes; Onygenales; Arthrodermataceae. The record is from RefSeq and is a predicted model, not a curated record. The coding region runs from base 1 to 987 and encodes 328 amino acids. The transcript is spliced from 3 exons.
AUGUUUCAGGAGCAUAAUAAAAUUCCAAUCAGCAGCGUCUUGAGUGCGCUGGGCACAUUGAUCGGCUACAUCGGUACUGAGGUUGCAAGUGACUCCUUCUUCCAUCGUGUGCUUUGGCCGCAGCGUGCGUAUAAUAACGUGAGGCCAUGGAAUAUGUGGAAACUGGCGCUGUUCUUACCUAUAGGCAGCCCAUUACACAAGGCGGCCCUUCAAACCAUGGACACCUUCUUCGAAAAUAGACUCUUCCAGGCGCCAAUCUGGGACAUAUGCUGGGGACUACAUUCUUCGCAGAUGGCGAUUCGAGCCCUGUCUCAAAUGCCAGGGCUAGUGGAGGCGCAGCAUAAGCCCCUGCAUCCGGAGGACUGCAAACACGAGGGAAAAAUCCGCCAGAGAGUGACUGUCAGCCAUUUAGUGCUAUCAUCUGGUCAGGCUGAUGGCGAGGACAUCAGCCCAUUAGUGGAGGGCGAUAUUGGCGCUGUAACCUGGGGACCAAUAGCUGGGAUCCUCGCCAGCGAGGCCACAGCAAUCCUGACCGCAAUCGCUGUCGCCAUUUUAAUAGAAGGCCCUGAGUUUAUCGUGAUGCCCUUCUUUCGACACUAUGGCCAUCCUCAGCGCUGCCGCUGGCGUAAAAUCGCCCAAGUCGCCAUAAUUAGAGGCCUCGGUAUAAUCUUCCCCGUCAGGCUUAUCUACUCAUCCCUCUGGAUACCCCUGGGGUUACAGGCUUUAUGGACAGGCUAUGCUCUAUACGCAACAACGGCGCUAUAUAUCAGUCGAUACGCGUACGGCUGUACCUGGGCCACAACAGAGGAACGCCUUGCUGAAGUAUUUAGUAUCGCCGAAAAGAAGGGCGAGACACCUAGAGUACGCUUCCAGGCCGAAAGAGGCUCAAUAGUCACGGCCGAGCUGGUGCGUACAACUCACGAUAAUUUCCAUGGAGCCAAGCGCCAUGUUCAGGAACUUAUCCGGCAAGAAGUUAAAUCAAGUUAG